Messenger RNA from Leopardus geoffroyi (Geoffroy's cat), 1714 nucleotides. RefSeq names its product translation initiation factor IF-2-like. Lineage: Eukaryota; Metazoa; Chordata; Mammalia; Carnivora; Felidae. The transcript has 2 exons. The record is from RefSeq and is a predicted model, not a curated record. The coding region runs from base 1 to 1080 and encodes 359 amino acids.
AUGGAGGGGAGGGGGCUCCGGUGGGGGGUGGGGCGGGGGCCCAAGCCGCGGAACCCAGCGGGAGCCAGCACCUCUGCUCGCCACGCUCCGGUGUCGCCUCGGCACCCUUCUCGCCCCACGCGCGCCUCCGGGGGGCCCCUCCCCCGCGCCGCAGCCCUGGGUGCAGCCAGGCGGCCGUGCCUGGACCGCGGGAAGGGGUGGAGGUGGGGGCGUGAGGCGGGGAUAGGGACCGGGCCCGGCGACGCCCGCGAAGACUGGAGUCCGCUGCAGCCGCCACCGGAUCCCGGGAUGGGGCGAGAGGCUGCGCCGGAAGCCAGCAUCUCCCAGCCUGGGGCUCGUGGGCCGCGGAGCCAACGCCGCCGCCGCCUCCGCUGCUGGAGGCAGCGGCUGGAGAUGGGUGAGUUGACCCUGGCGUCCCGGGGGACCCGCACUGCAGCCCCUCUAUCCACGCACUCCUGGCCCUGCGCCUCCAUCUCCGUGCUCCCGGCACAACCCCCACCCCACGCUGUCAGGGCUCCCACAGCCCUCUCCCUCCCUGAGAGUGACCCCAGGUGCCAGAGCGGGAGCCCCAGGCCCUGGGGUUGGGCGCUUCGAGACAGGGAGGUGGGGGCGGGAUGCCAGGAAGACUACUCGGCUCCGACGCGCCCCCACCCAGGCCCAGCGCAGUGCAGCGAACGGAGGGGAGGGUGCUCCAGUGGGGGUGGGGGGGGUGGGGGGGUGCCCAAGCGGCGGAACCCAGCGAGAGCCAGCACCUCUGCUCGCCGUGCUCGGGUCUUGCCUGGGCACCCUUCUCGCCCCACGCUCGCCUCCCAGGGGGCCCCUUCCCCACGCCGCGUCCCGGGGUGCAGCCAGGCGGCAGUGCCUGGACCGCGGGAAGGGGUGGAGGUGGGGGCGUGUGGCGGGAAUAGGGGCCGGCCAGGGGCCGCGACGCCCGCGAUGCCGGGCGCCAGCCUCAGCCGCCGCCAGAGACUGAGAUGGGGCAAGAGGCGGUGGCGGACGCCAGCAUCUCUCUGCCGGGGGCCCUGGGGGCUGCGGAGCCGCCGCCGCCACCGUCCCCGCCGCUUCUGCCUCCGCUGCUGAGACCAGACUGGAGAUGGAUGGGGGAAUGGAGGCUCUGUCUUGUUAACGACCACCCAUCCUUUGCCUCUCGGCUUGAGCAUCCGUUCGUUGUGCAGGGAGGCUCCUUGCUGUGGGCUGGGCAGAGCACCACUUCUCUUUCUUCGGUGUGUUUGCUGUGGCGUGUUCCACUAGGCCGUGAGUUCCCUAUCCUAUAGGAGCUUGAAUGAAUGACUGAAUGAAUGGAUGCAUGAAAAUGAAUGAGUGAGUGACUGACUUUCAGCCCCAGGGAGCAUCCCUGUUCUUUUACCCAUUCCUCCUCCCUUUCUAUCCCUGUGGGAAGAGACCGACCCUCCAGAGGGCAGCCUCACACCAUGGAGGGAUGGUCACAGGGACCCUGCUUAGCCACACCUGCCAGAAGGGAAGGGGAAGUGAGGCUUUGGGCGGGGCUGAAAGCAGGCAUGGUAGAAGGGUAGUGGACCAGCCUCCUGUGGUCUAGAGCGGGGCUGACAUGGGCCCACAGCCCUGCCUGUAACCCAGGAAGUUAACGGGGUCCCAAAAUACUUUUCCUUGCACCGCCCCAAGUGGAAAUUCCCCUGUUGGCCCACUUAUUUUCAUUUUAUCUAGAGAAAUAAAGUUGGAAAUAAUCAUUCACACA